Molecule: messenger RNA, 2015 nt
Organism: Pelagomonas calceolata
Lineage: Eukaryota; Pelagophyceae; Pelagomonadales; Pelagomonadaceae
Source: the annotation of a GenBank genome assembly
AUGAACGACCUCGUCUCUUGUAUCGAAGUAGAUCGUCUCCUCGCCUUCGUCCUCUUCAUACGCCGGCGGCGCGCUCGUGAUCGAGGCGUCAACGGGGAUAUUGUCCUCGUCGCUCAGGCUCGUCCUCGUGAUCGACGCGUCGACCGGUACGUCCUCGUCGUCGCUCAGGCUCGUCGACGCUGAGAGCAGCUCGUAGCUGCGGCCGGCGAUGCGGACGGACAUUUUUUUUUUUUGACGACGUCGAGCUAGAGAAUCCCCGGCCGACGGCGCGAGAUUUUUUUUUGUCUUGAGUGCUGAGCUCUCCCUUAGCUCUAUCCAGGAGCGCCGCGCUUCGUGCUCCUCGCUGCGCGUGGGUCCUUCGCGGUUUGGAAGCUGCUGCUGAGACGAACUAACAGCGGUCCUAGAGCGCAGGCGAAGCCUGUAAAGACGACGCGCGCGCAAAGACUAUUAGCGUAGCAAACACACUAGCUUUUUGCCGGGGACGGCGCUUACAAAAACCAGCCACACGGGGGCGCUGAGCGAGUUGGACGCGCCGAGGCUAGCCCGUUUUUCGACCAAAGGCUGCAGUAAAGCUUCGGCCCGCUGCGAGGCGCCAGGACCACUUCUCCCUACCGCCCUUGCUAGGAACCCCGUGCGGCGGCCCGCCCGCGCGCGGCGCGCCCUCACCACUUGCUCCCGGCCGCUCCUACGGCGGCGGCGCCGCGCGCGCGAAACGAGCCUACAAAAAAAAAAUGCAGAUCCGCGUCGCGCUCCCGCCCGGCGUCCAGCCCGGUCAAGUGAUCCAGGUGCGGGCGCCGAGCGGCGCGAUCGUCCAAGUCAGGGCGCCGCCCGGCGUGCCCCCGGGGGGCACAUUUGUGGUCUCCGUGCCCGACGCACCACAAACGGUCCAGAGCUACGCGGCGCCGAAGCCCGUAGCACCGAGGCCCGUAGCGCCGACGCCAUCGCGACUCCAAGCGCCGACGCCCUACCGCCCACCACCCCAACAGUACAAGGCCGCGCCGCGCCUCUACUCGACGGGCGCCAUCUACACCAAAAAUCAAAAUCCGACGUGCGCCGACGGCGGCUGGUGGAAGUGGAAGUGUUGUGCUGGGAGUCAAAAUUACUGCGCCUACACGCCGUGCUGCUGCUGCUGCUGCACGGACCAGGUCUACGCCGUGGAACAGUCGACGGUGGGCAUCGUAGAAAAGUUCGGAAAGUUCCAGAAAGUCGCGCCGCCCGGAGAAUGCCUGUUAAACGCACCGUUCGGUUUCUGCGUGCCCUGGGAGACGGUAGCGCAAACCCUAAACAUGCGGGUGCGGCAGAACCGAAGCGAUGUCAGCGUGAAGACGAAGGACAACGUGUUUGUGGAGGUGAAGGUCGUGGUCACUUUCAAGAUCGCGGAUCCCCAAUUAGCUGCUUACAAAUUGAAUAGGGUCGAUGCUCAACUUAGUUCAUAUGUGGAGGAUGCCGUGCGAGCGGCCGUCGCUCGCGUCGAGCUCGACGACGUCUUCACCAUUGGCGAAGAGUUGGAGAGAGCCGUCAAAGACUCGACGGAAGCGAGGAUGCUCGAGUACGGCUACGCCAUACUGGAUACGUUAGUGUUAGGCAUCCAGCCGGAGCCUCGCGUGAAGGCCUCAAUGAAUGAGAUAGAGAUGCAAAAGAGGUUGAAGCUCGCCCAAGUGCACCAGGCGGAGGCGCAAAAAGCCAUCGACAUCAAAUUGGCCGAAGCGCGCGCCGAAGCUAAACAUUUGAACGGCGUCGGACUCGCUCGGCAGCGCAGCGCCAUGGUCGAGGGGUUUGCGGCUUGUGUGGACACGCUGAACGUGACGGAGGACGACAAGUUCUCGUCGGACGCGACGGAGUUGCUACUCACCACCCAAUACAUGGAUUUGCUCGACGCCGUGGCGGAGGACGCUCGUACUCGCGGUAACGAACGACCGGGCACGCAGACGCAAUUGAUGCUGCCGACGGGCAUCGAUAGUGUGGACGAGAUGCGGUCGAGGCUGCGCGUCUUCGCGGGGGCCUUUAAGAAAUAG